AUGGGCAAUAACCCUUCCAAGGGCCCUGCGGGAGACGGCCCGAGUCCGGUAACUUCGGGCACCACGAGCCUGACGGCAUCGACGAGUGAUAAAAGAGCAGCUCGCGGUCCCUCACCCAGCGGCCCCCCCAGCACCACCAAAGCGCCCGUAGCCGAUGCAUCUGCCUCAAGAGAAACCGCAACUGGUCAAUCGUCCUCCCAAAACCAGGCUUCUGUCCACCGGCACCUGCAGACCCGCAAUGUCGCAGAUUCGCCAACGCGGACUGUAGAUCGGUCUGAUCCCCACGAGUCCAAGAGGGCAGUUUCUCCCUCGAGGAAGCUUCGAUCCCCCGAUCCCUCCCACCCUGUUCAGGUCCCUCUUUCUCGCGCAGCUGCUGCUCGACGCGACCCGUACGAAUCUGCUGUUACCCCGUCGGCCCCGCCUCACAAGAUGUACUAUAGUGCGUCCCAUCAUCUUCAGCGUCCGCCCAGGAUGCCUCUGCCGAUUGGUGAUGCUACAGCUACACCAGGGUCACCCAUUAGCGGGCCUGAUGAUGCGAGCCCCCUCGCUCCUGCGCAUGCACCAAGUGAUAAGACCGCCACGGCCAAUCCCGACAUGACCACGAUCGAAGAUGAAGAAACUGUGGAUGAACUCCAGCCAUAUACUACAAGCGGUGUGGGAAAAGCUGUUCCCACAACCAUCGAAUGGACGUCUGGUGGUAACAAAGUCUACGUAACGGGAACUUUCGUCAACUGGGAGAAGAAGUUUCGGCUUCAUAAAAGUGAAAAUAACCCCGGUGUCUUUUCCACCAAGUUAAAUCUCCGCCCGGGAACGCAUCAUCUCAAGUUUAUUGUUGAUGGUGAGAUGCGCGCCGCGGACAACCUCCCAACUGCUGUCGAUUUUACAAAUCACCUGGUCAACUAUAUCGAACUUAGUGCAGACGACUUAAAUCGACCGAGGAGGGACAGUGACAAAGGGUCAUCGCCGUCGGGUACCAACCCUCCCCAAGUAGCUCUCGAUGAAGUCGCGGAUGGAUCGACCGAAUCCGCCAUCGACGACGAUAAAUCAGAAAAAGAGGAGGAACCGGAGGAAAUCCAAAUUGGCGAUUUCCGUGGCGUCAUCCCGCAGUUCCUCCUGGAUCUUGACAAAGAUGAGGAGAGUGCUCCUUACCAGCAAGCUGUCAGCAUCAUUGGCGAUGGGCCAACACCACCAAGCCUUCCACUUUUCCUUGGGAAAUCUAUCCUAAACGGCACCACACCCAUGAAAGACGACAGCAGUCUUCUCAAUAACCCUAAUCAUACCGUGCUGAACCAUCUCGCCACAAGCAGCAUCAAAAACGGCGUAUUAGCCACAAGUGUGACAACGAGAUAUAAACGGAAGUACGUUACGACAAUUUUGUAUAAGCCAACCGGGGAUAUCGGUGAAUAA
Messenger RNA from Aspergillus puulaauensis, 1407 nucleotides. Its product is annotated as putative Snf1 kinase complex beta-subunit Gal83. The record is from RefSeq and is a predicted model, not a curated record. The coding region runs from base 1 to 1407 and encodes 468 amino acids. Lineage: Eukaryota; Fungi; Ascomycota; Eurotiomycetes; Eurotiales; Aspergillaceae. Gene Ontology annotation, cellular component: nucleus; cytoplasm; nucleotide-activated protein kinase complex. Gene Ontology annotation, molecular function: protein kinase binding. The transcript has 3 exons. Gene Ontology annotation, biological process: signal transduction.